AUGGCCAAACUGCUACCUGCCAUGUCUAGCUCUACUGCGGCAGUCGCAUCUGCAACGCCGUUUCAAGAGGAGGCAUUGGAAAAACCAGUUCAAUCAAGCAAGGCGUGGAUCGCUGGUGCCGUUCUCGGCCCUGUGUUGGGAGUCUUGGCUGCCGGCAUUGUAUUCUGGUGUUUGCAACGUCGGCAAACAAAAGCAGCACAAUUCAAUCAACCAGGGCCAUUUUUAGCAGGCAUGAGCUCGCGGAGACAAGAUUUUUCUCCGGCGCAGGAGAUGGACUCGGUUGCUUAUCCGCGUGUCCACGAGCUUAGCUCGUACAAAUGA
This is a messenger RNA of Penicillium brevicompactum, 321 nucleotides long. RefSeq lists its product as uncharacterized. The record is from RefSeq and is a predicted model, not a curated record. Lineage: Eukaryota; Fungi; Ascomycota; Eurotiomycetes; Eurotiales; Aspergillaceae. The transcript has 2 exons. The coding region runs from base 1 to 321 and encodes 106 amino acids.